AUGACGACCCCGACCCUUGCCAGGGACCCGAAGGUCGACUCUCUCGGUAUCAACGCAUCUCGCGAAGACGCCCUCACCUUGGUCGCGUCUGACUCCAAAGCUCCUAGCAUGAACAGCUCGAAGCGCGACCUCGAUAAGCUUUCCACCGCCGGCGAUGCGGAGCCGAUCGAGGAGAAGGUCGCCGAGACCGACCUCGAGAAGCAGGACGGCGCUGCCGAGUCCACCGAGCCCGCCGCCGGGGGCAACGGCAUCCCGCAAGACGGUGUCCUGCAUGGCUGGAAGAUGGUCCUCGUCUUCAGCGCCCUCAUGCUUGUCGUCUUCAUGUUCGCCCUUGACCAGUCCAUCGUCGCCACUGCCAUUCCCGUCGUCGCCUCUCAGUUCCAGGCCUUCGCCGAGGUGCCAUGGCUCAUCACUGCGUACUUCCUGACGCAGUGUGGUUUCAUUCUCCUCGCCGGCCAGCUGCUCACGAUCCUCAAAGCGAAGUGGGUUCUCCUCGGAGCGAUUUUCGUGUUCGAACUCGGCUCCCUCCUCUGUGCCGUUUCGAACAGCAUGAAGAUGCUCAUUGCGUCUCGUGCAAUCCAGGGUCUCGGUGCCGCCGCGCUGUUCGUCAGUAUCAUUGCGAUCAUCGCCGUCAUCACCUCCGUCGAGCGCCGUGCGUUCUACUUCUCCUUCUUCGGUCUCGCCUUCGUCGUCUCCUCCGUCAUCGGUCCCCUCCUCGGUGGUGUCUUCACCGAGCGCCUCACCUGGCGCUGGUGCUUCUGGAUCAACCUUCCCGUCGGUGGUGCCGCUGCCGCCGCCGUGUUCGUCUUCCUUCCCGCUCGCGACCCCGGCAUGAAGCGCUCGGACGGCCGCACCGGCUGGCGCGCCCUCGUCAAGAUGGACUGGAUCGGUUCCGCCCUCGUCAUCCUUUUCAUCACUUGCUGGCUCCUCGCUCUCCAGUGGGGUGGCAACAACUACGCCUGGAGCAACUGGCGCAUUCCGGUCCUCUUCGUCUUCGCCAUUCUGCUCACUGCCGCCUUCUUCAUCUGGGAGAACUGGUACGGCGAGUACGCCCUCAUGCCCAAGGACAUCCUCCGCAACCGCACCGUCAUCUCAGCCUCGGGUGCCGUCUUCAUGACCAUGCUCGCUAUGCUCGGCGGUACCUACCAGCUUCCUCUCUUCUACCAGGCUGGCCGCGCCCAGUCGCCUCAAGAGAGUGGUAUCUCGGUCAUUCCGUUCAUGCUCCUCACCUGUGCCGGUAUCAUGAUUGCCGGUGGCUUCGUCACCAAGUUCGGCCGCUACUACCCCUUCAUCCUCAUCGGCCCUCCCAUCGCCAUCAUCGGCUUCGCGCUCCUCUACACCGUCCGCGUUUCGACCCCCAACGCCCGUAUCAUUGGCUUCCAGGUCCUCGCCGGCUUCGGUAUCGGUCUCUCUUUCCAGAACAUCAUCCUCUCCGUCCAGGCCGAGUACGCAAAGACCCCCGAACUCAUCCCUCUCGCGUCCGGCACGGUCUCCUUUUUUCAGCUUACGGGGGCAGCCAUUGGAAUGGGCAUCGUGAACACUGUUCAGUCUGUCUAUCUGAAUAAGUAUCUGAAGUCGUACGCGCCCGAUGCGCCGUUCGACCUGGUGCGUCAGUCGACGUCUGCGAUCUACGAGUCGGUCCCGCCCGGCCCCGUUCGCGACGAGGUUAUCCGCGCGUACGUCGACGCGAUCUCCAAGUCCUACAUCCCCAUCUACAUUGCCCUCGCGCUCGCGCUCGUCUUCGGCAUCUUCAUUCGCAACCACAACAUGCUCAAGCUCAACGUCACUCCCGGCAUGGCGGCUUAA
Molecule: messenger RNA, 1806 nt
Organism: Trichosporon asahii var. asahii CBS 2479
Lineage: Eukaryota; Fungi; Basidiomycota; Tremellomycetes; Trichosporonales; Trichosporonaceae
Product: transporter
Exons: 1
Coding region: 1-1806 (601 amino acids)
Biological process (GO): transmembrane transport
Molecular function (GO): transmembrane transporter activity
Source: RefSeq, a predicted model, not a curated record